AAUACACUCACGGAGGUGUAUCAGACUGGCACCAGGGGCCCCUGUGCUCCAAUCUUCUGUCUCUUUGCCCAAGGCACCUGAAACCCAGGAGCUCUUCAGUAGGCCAGGCACUAAGCAGGGCAGAUUGGGCCCUUGACCACCACCCAGAAAGGUCUUUCUCAGGGCAGCCCCAGGGUUGCCCCAGCUGGCCCUUGAUCUAUCCACUCUUGAGAGAAAUGUCCAUGCCUGCAGCAGGGAGCUGGCCUCGAGCCCCCCAGGCUCCUGGUAAUCCCCACCACGAACAAGAAGCAGUGUCCCCACAGGUCUUCCUGGGAGCUGGGUGCACUGUUCUCUUCUCCAGCCUCCUGCUGGGCUGUGGAUUCUGUUGGCGGUGGAGACAGUCACCGGCCAACCUGCCCACCCCAGCCAUGGUUCAGGUCUGGAAAGCUGUGGCCCGUUCAGAACCCCUGGCCGUGUCUGUCCAGCCUCACUACCAGUCCCUCGAGGCCUGGGAGCCUCCUUCCCAGAGCCCCAUGGCCCAGGUCUCUUCCUCUCCACAACCCCCUGAACCUCCUAAUUUCCUGUCCAUAUCCAAGAAGAAGCAGAGAAAGCCCAUGGCCAGAGUCAGCUCCCUGGAGUGGCCCAGAUCCCUCUCAGCCUCCCGCAGCCUCCCUGGUCACUCCCAGCCUCGUCUCAGCUUCUCCCUGGGUUAUUCACCAGUGGAGGAGGAGCUGAUUGUGACAGGCAUCCGAGCAUCGGAGCUACCGCAGGGUUCCCUGCCUGGCCGAGGAUGCUACGUCAAGUUGUACCUGGUCCCAAGCAGGACUGGUCACCAAAAAACAGCCCUGCAGCCUCCUGGCCCUACUGUGGAGUUCCAUGAGAGGUUCAGCUUCCAAGGCUGCACCCCACAGGUUGUGAGGGCACAGGCUCUGCAGAUGGCUGUCUACAGCCGGGAUUUCCCUGGGCUCAGAAACAACUUUGUGGCUGAAGUAUUCUUUCCCUGUGCCCAGGUGGCCUCAGAUUCUCUCUCUGGCUGCCUGGUCAGCUACACCCGGGAGCUGUCCACCAUCAAGAGCAAAAUGCAAAAGAGCCACAGCUCUCAGGACCUGCUGGUACCAGGCCUCAGGACUCCCUGGAUGGGGUCCCACGGCCAGCUCUUCCUCCUUCUUCAGUAUCAAGCUACUGCCCAUCGCAUCAAGGUGCUGGUCCGCAAAGCAGAAAACUUGCACAGCCUGGGCCAACUGCCAGGACACCGGGAGCACUCUGUGGUGAUUGGCCUGUACCAGGAUGGCCAGCUGCUGGACUCCCGGGAGACUCAGGCCAUUGUGGGACGCAGCCCAGUGUGGAAUGCUCCCUUCCUCUUCAGCCUUCCUGCUGGAGACCUCCAUGAGCAGAGCCUCUUCUUCCAGUUCACUGUCAUGCAGAGGCACCUGCUGACCCGAACUGUCACCCUGGGUUGGGUCCAAAUUGGUCCAGAAGCCCCAGCAGCUGGGCGUGCACAUUGGUGGGACAUGUACCAGCACAGCCUCCAGGAAUCUGCCCAGUGGCACCCCCUCUGCCCAGGAAAGCCAGAUCCCCCCCGGGCAGCAGCCUCUGGAUCUGGGACAAGAAACAGCUGAUGCUGAAGAAGGCCCCAAAACAGGAGAGGCUGGCCAGAAGUAGCAAGGGAUAAAGGACAGAGGCGCCUCCUCCAAGCCUCUGAUCAGUACCUCAGCUGCUUCAUCUGUCUAAUGGAUGCUCUGCCCUACUCUGCCUAUAUCACUGGAGCUGAGGAUACAAUAGGAAAAUGAAUGCCAAGACACAAGGCUAGGCACAUGUAAAGUCCUCAGUAAAUCUUUCCUAAUGGAUUGAUUGGGUAUAAUCAACUCUCUGAGCUGGAGGGCUAAGGAGUUGAGGGUUUUCCCUACUUUAGAGGCCUCAUAAGAUGAUUGUAGGGAAAACACUUAGUAAACGAUUAGACCGAACUUAAAACCUUUAUAAGUCCCACCUUCUGCCAGACACCUUUCUGGGUCCACUGCUUCUGUCUUCCCCCUCUUCCUUCCUCCUACCUUCUGUCUACUCUUUGUAGGCACCUAGUCACUUAGGAAUUCUCUCCUGUAUUAGACUGUAAGCUCUUUGAGGGCAGGGACCAUGUUUUUGCCUCUUUUGUAGUCCCAGCAUUUAGUAGAGUGCCCAGCACAUAGUAAGUGAUUAGUAUUCAUUAAUAUUAAUUGUUGACCCACUAAAUAACUGUAAAUCUAAAACCACUUCAAAAACCUUAAGAUGUGAAUUAUUAGUCAAUCUCUAUUAAUUUCCAUAUACCAUCCGGACAUUAUCUUGGUACCUUCAGUCUUUCUGUUCCAGGUUACCUUCUUCCUUCAGCCAAUCCUCAAUCCUCCUGUUCCCAAGCCCAGCACUUAGGAGGGGAAGAGGAAUUAGCUUUCCUCCAUGGCCCAAAGGCUACCAUUAGGCAUCAUGGAUGGAAUUCACAAACAGAUUUAGUUUCAUCUUCCAGGAAAACUUUUUUUUUUGUUUGGUUGGGUUUUUUUACCUAGCUAUUUUUUAUUUUUUAAA
Phascolarctos cinereus (koala) is the source of this 2532-nucleotide messenger RNA. Its product is annotated as synaptotagmin-5-like. Gene Ontology annotation, molecular function: calcium-dependent phospholipid binding; SNARE binding; clathrin binding. Gene Ontology annotation, biological process: calcium ion-regulated exocytosis of neurotransmitter; vesicle fusion. NCBI's taxonomy places the organism in Eukaryota, Metazoa, Chordata, Mammalia, Diprotodontia, Phascolarctidae. The record is from RefSeq and is a predicted model, not a curated record. Gene Ontology annotation, cellular component: synapse; exocytic vesicle; plasma membrane.